AACUAUCUGUGACGUCACGGCUCGCAAUGUGGCUACUGCAGAGAUGUGGAGUAAGGUUUCUAAAGGCAUUAGCUCCCUGCAGGAGGCGACCCUACAGCGUGCAUCCACCUGGCAGCGUCAUGGAAACACUGUACAAUAGAAUAAAGCUCACAGGUCCCAUCCAAGUGGCCAGCUACAUGAAGGAGUGCCUAUUACACCCAACAACAGGGUAUUACAUGCAGAAGGAUGUGUUUGGUGCACGAGGUGACUUCACCACUUCACCUGAAAUCAGCCAGGUCUUUGGAGAGCUGGUGGGUGUGUGGGUGCUAGCUGACUGGAUGGUGGGAGGAGAGCCUCGUGAAUGGAGUCUGGUAGAACUUGGUCCGGGGAGAGGAACGCUGACAAAGGACAUUCUCAGAGUGUUUGGGCAGUUCCGUCGUGUCCUGGACUCUCUCUCUGUCCAUCUCGUCGAGGCCAGUCCUACCAUGAGCCACUUGCAAGAGAAAACACUGACAGGAGAGGAAAGGGAGGUGGUGGAGACUGGGCAAAGGGCACUGUUUGAGGAGUCUCCAUACAAAACCUGUACACUGGAGUCUGGAGUGCCAGUUCACUGGUAUCAGAGAUUAGAGGAUGUUCCUCUUAGUCACUCUUACAUCAUUGCACAUGAGUUCUUUGAUGCUCUGCCGGUCCACCAGUUCCAGGGAACAGAGGAAGGGUGGAGAGAAGUACUGGUUGAUAUCGACCCUGAGAAGAGUGACAUGUCGCUUCGAUUUGUUGUGGCCCCAGGGCCCACCCCAGCCUCUGCUGCCUUCUCCUCUCUCCUGCCUAGUCGGCCAAGUGCCAGUGGAGAGGAGGGGGAGGGAGGAAGAGUGAGGCAAGCAGAGGUGUGUCCUGAAGGGCUGCUAGUUGCAAAGGAGAUCGGGAGGAGAGUGGUGGAGCAUGGAGGUGCUGCACUGGUAGUGGACUAUGGCAGUGAGACUGCCACAAAUCACACCCUGCGAGGCUUCAGGAGCCACCAGCUGCACGACGUACUGACAGAUCCCAGCUCUGCAGAUCUCACUGCAGACGUUGACUUUGGAGCUCUCAGCAGAGCUAGCCAAGGAGAAGGGGCUGGAUACGCAGGACCAAUAACACAGAAUGAGUUCCUGCACAAGAUGGGGAUAAGACAGAGAAUGCAGGUGCUACUAGACAAGGCUAAUCUGUCUGAGGCCGAGCAGCUGCUGAGCGGAUACGAGAUGCUGACCAGUCCGGAGAAGAUGGGCGAGCGGUUCAAGUUUCUCACAAUCACUUCCUCCCCCUCUCACAUCCCCACUCCCUUUGUGGCUGGAGUCGAACCGUUUCCCCCAAGACCCAGAACUAAUAUAUAACAGCACUAACUCUUCCACACUGAGUAUGAUUUUACUCUCAGCAUAGCUUUACAUACUGAGAUAUAUACCAGGGUUUACUGCAAAUUGCAAAUCAGUUGAACACAUUAGGUCUGGAUUUUUGCACAGCAAUUCCUAAAGUGGUAUAUAUAUUCUAUUAUACACACAGAGUCAUAUGUACAGAGAUAUGGUUCUAUUGGUGAGGAAAUGAUUGAAAUGAUUGAAAUGAUGGGCUAGAAAUGGUGGCUGGCAGAGUGCUAGCUAGCUGGUCCAGCCUGCCUUGGAGAAGAAUGUCAUGAGUCUGGAUCGCUGGUCGGAGGAGAGGUGGCGAGGUGGCCUCACUUUCCCCGGGUAACCACUUCUCUUGAGGGCAGAGUUCCUCAGAAUGUCUGUCUUGCACGACAGGUACUCUUCUGCUUCAACCCCCACCGACUGAGACAACUUUUUCUCAGAAGAGGAGAGGAGAGCCAGAUUGGCAGCUGAAGACAAAUCUUCCUCUUGUUCAUCAGAGCUCAUAUCUCCCUCAUCCUACACAGAAUGGAAAAUUUACAGACGGU
This is a messenger RNA of Geodia barretti, 1900 nucleotides long. Lineage: Eukaryota; Metazoa; Porifera; Demospongiae; Tetractinellida; Geodiidae. The record is from the annotation of a GenBank genome assembly.